AUGCCCACCAAAUACCGGAUCUACCUACCUAUCUACGAGGGCUUCUUCUCCAUAGUCCUGAUGGCCCUCGUAGAUUCGGACUUUAAAUGUAUUUGGCUUGAUGUUGGGCCAGAUGGAGCAGCUUCUGACGUACAAAUAUACAACGAGUGUGAGCUGAAAGAAGUCCUGCAGAACAAAACCAUUGGCUUUCCUGAUCCUGAGCCACUUCCUAGAGUUGAUAGAAAUAUGCCAUACUUCUUUGUUGCUAAUAAUGCCUUUCAACUGAAAACUGACAUGAUAAAGCCUUUCCCUUUCCGUAACAUGACAGUAGAAGAAAGGAUCUUUAACUACAGGCUGUCAAGAGCACGCAGAGUUGUUGAAAAUGCGUUUGGCAUUUUGGCUCAGAGAUUUCAAAUACUGUUGUUAACCAUGCAGCACACUCCUGACAAUGUGAGAAUCAUCGUACAGGCUUGUAUCUGUCUCCACAACUUAAUGAGAAUACGCUACCCAAACAUGAACAUUAACCAGGUUGAUCGUGAAGAUGUCGAGGACGCAAGGAUCGUACCCAGAGAAUGA
Ruditapes philippinarum (Manila clam) is the source of this 555-nucleotide messenger RNA. RefSeq lists its product as uncharacterized. Bases 1 to 555 code for a protein of 184 amino acids. NCBI's taxonomy places the organism in Eukaryota, Metazoa, Mollusca, Bivalvia, Venerida, Veneridae. The transcript has a single exon. The record is from RefSeq and is a predicted model, not a curated record.